Molecule: messenger RNA, 3471 nt
Organism: Octopus bimaculoides (California two-spot octopus)
Lineage: Eukaryota; Metazoa; Mollusca; Cephalopoda; Octopoda; Octopodidae
Product: neuropeptide Y receptor type 6
Biological process (GO): G protein-coupled receptor signaling pathway
Cellular component (GO): membrane
Molecular function (GO): neuropeptide Y receptor activity
Source: RefSeq, a predicted model, not a curated record
UUUGUCUAAAUUUCAAAGAAAAUUUUUCUGCCCCUUACGUAUUUGGGGCAAAAGGCAUGGACGCUUCAACUUGUCCGUCUCAUUACAUCUGAUACAAUCUGACAGUCACCCUGAGAUCGGUCGAAAAACACUUACCCUCGUCGCCGUCCUACCUUCACCACCGCCGCCGCCACCACCACCACCAGCAGCAGCAGCACCACCACCAUCAUCAUCAUCAUCCUCAUUGUCACUGGUUUUAAUUGUCACGCUUCGUCUUUCUUUCUUUCUUGUUGUCCUCUAAGUUCUUCCUCUUCUGCCUCUUCCUCCUGUUUACUGUUGCUGUCCUUUUUUUAUUUCUCUCUUCCUCUUCUUCUUCUUCGAACGACGGUGGCGGCGGCGGCGGUCUCGUUCGUAGGAAGGUGUAGUGUUGUUUAUUUGUUUAUACAAGCUGUACCCCGGUUUCAUAUCUUCUUAGUAACAAAAUGAAUACGUUUCGCAGUGUGUGUGGGUAUUACGGGUGGAUUUCAAAGCGAAUUUUUGUAAUGGUGUAAGCAAGGUUUCGGUUAGGGUUAUGGGAGCAAAACUGAUGAGGUCGUAGAAACAUAAACAAAAUCUCAAAUCCAAACACACACACACACACACACACACACGCAUACACACCUUGCUGCCUGUCUUUCUCUCUUACACACGUUUACAUAUACCCCUUUGCUCUCUCUUUCUCUCUUACACAUAUUUACACGUACACCUUGCUCUUUCUCUCUCUUUCUCUGGCACAUACAAUUUGCUACCUCUCUCUCUCUCUCCCUCUCUUUUUCCUCUCUCUUCCCCCUUUUACACGCACCUUGCUCUGUUUUUCACACACACACACACAUACAUACAUACACCUUGCUUCUUUUUUUUCUGUUUCUUACACAUACACACACACGUUGCUCUCUUUACUCCGUUCUUCCUUUCUCUCUCUCUCUCUCUCUCUCUCACACACACACACACAUUGUACUAUUGUUAAUACUACACCAGAGGCAACGAUGACGUUGAUACGUUGAUGACGAUAAUGAUGAUGCUGACGGGAAACCAUACUAUCGUGAUGAUGCUGGCAAUGGUGGCGUUGGUCCGUUUCCCCUCCUCUUCCUGCGAGGCUUCCUUUUAGUUUUCCCCUUAUAUUCAUUGUAUUUCCACUGUCACAACAAAGAAGCGGCGAGGAGGCUGCUUGCUCACGUAGAUAUUUAUUUAUUUACCUUCAUUUAUUAUUAUUAUAUGAUUAUGGUUUUAUAAGGACCUUCGGGUUUUUUCCUUCUCUUUUUUCAUUCAGUCAGUUAUUUCUUCAUCGAUUCAUUCAUUCCUUCAUUAAUAUAUACUUCCUUUCAUUCAUUCAUUUAUUCAUUCAUUCCUUUUUUUAUUUUGUUUUUCUUCAUCUUGUUCGCCUUCAUUCUCUUUUCCUUUUUCCUUCUUCUCCAUCGUUUUCGUCUCAUCAUCUUCAUUCAUUCUUAAUCUUCUUCAUCAUCGUCAUCAUCAUCUACUUUAACUUCUUCCACGACCACCACCACCAACACCACCACCAGCAUCAUGGCACUCGUUACUAAGCCACUUCAAACCCGUCCACACCACUGCACGCCACCAAACUCUACAUCACACCUCUAUCACACGCACACAUAUACACACACAUAACGCACACAUGCACACACAAACACACACACACAUAACCACACUAUACCUUCUCCCUUUCUAGUGGUGUCGAUCGGCUCUUAAUUCCGUGGCUCACCACACACACACGGACACACAUAAACACACGAGACGUAAAGCAACCAGCUCAACAGUGUCGCCGUGUCGCCGUCUUCUCUUUGUGUGUCGCAGUGACCAUCCCAGAUCAGGAGGUAUUUACCCACCGAUUACUGUCAACAACACCAGAGCAGUUUGAUGAUGGACGUUAUUCAGAAGAUGGAACAAGGUGUCAGAGAGAACAAUGACACUGUACCAAGAUUCAACCAAACUUUAUCGGUCAAAGAUUUCCAAGACAUUCUAUCGGAGAAUAACCACUGGAUGGAACCGUCGACCGAAGUGUGUCUUAUAGUGGCCUAUUCUCUCGUUAUGAUAUUUGGCAUAGUUAGCAAUUUCCUAGUUUGCUAUGUCGUAUAUCGGAACAAACAACUAUGGUACCCGCUCAACUUCCUCAUUGUAAACUUGGCUAUAUGUGAUGUGUUUCUCAGUUUCAGCCUACCGUUGACACUAUCGAAGCUAAUUCUUCAGUUCUGGAUCUUCGGAAACAUUAUGUGUAAAAUUACCUCGGCAGUACAGACUUUGGUAACGUUUGUGUCAACGUUUACGAUUGUAUCGAUUGCUAUCGAACGAUACCACAUCAUUGUGAACAAUAAAAACAGAGCAAAGACUAACCAGGCCAUUGUCGUUGGCAACAUUUUGGUAAUCUGGACGGCAGCGCUUUGCUUAAGCAUCCCCAUGUUUAUAUUCCAUCGCGUCGACAAAAAGGAGAUCAUACCAACACUGCUCGUCUACGAGAUAUGCAUCGAGACGUGGUCAUCGUAUGUCGCUCGUGCCACUUUUACAUCCUGUCUUGUACUGUUACAGUAUCUAUUCCCCUUGAUUCUUAUCAUCGCGAUGCACUACCAAAUCUACAAUUACUUGCGGCAACAGAUCCUGAAAAGUUUCAUCUAUGACAAACGGACUAUAAAGAUCUACAAACGCAACAAGAGGAACCUUAUCAUUCUCACGACCACCACCAUGACGUUUGCCAUCACAUGGCUCCCAGUUACCAUUUUAAAUGUUCUGGUGGAUUAUGACCACCGGCUCUUCGGUGGAUCGAACUUCAAUCUCACCUACUCCAUAUGUCUUUUGAUAGCCAUCAGUUCAGUCUCCAUUAACCCUAUUGUCUAUGGGUUAUUAAAUAGCAAAUUUAGGGCAGCACUUUCUGAUAUUUCGCCCUUUACCAUGCUGUAAAAAAGAAGGGGUUGAGCACUGUGGGGUUUGCUAAAUAUUUAAUUCUUGUGUUAUUCUAGGAAUGUUGCAAUCUCCAAACUGAAUUGACUUCUUGAACUUAAUAACUAUUUUUCCCUGAUAUUUGCAAUGUUAUUACAAUGUGUAUACAUGCAGGUGAAUGUUAAACAUACUGAUGAAUAUUUUAUAUAAUAUAUGCAUAUAUAUAUAUGUGUGUGUGUGUAUAUAUAUAUAUAUAUAUAUAUGCAUGUAUUUGUGCUUGUGUGCGUGCAUGUGUGUAUAUAUGUGUAUGUCUGGAUUGGUAUAAUUUGGAUACAAAAGACACACAUAGAUAAACUUAUGUAUGUAUGUAUGUGUAUAUAUAUAUAUACAUAUGUAUACAUGCACAUACAUAUACACAGUGUAAUAUAUAUGUGAAAGCAUUAUAUGUAUUGUAUAGUUGUAAAAUGUCUAUGACAUCCUCUUCCGAAAGGUAAUUAUUGUACAUUCAGGUAAGUCAUAUCUGUCUUGAAACCACAAACUGAUAUAUAUAUAUAUAUGUUUGUA